This is a messenger RNA of Anarrhichthys ocellatus (wolf-eel), 3009 nucleotides long. RefSeq names its product SLAIN motif-containing protein 1-like. Lineage: Eukaryota; Metazoa; Chordata; Actinopteri; Perciformes; Anarhichadidae. The coding region runs from base 149 to 2011 and encodes 620 amino acids. Gene Ontology annotation, biological process: positive regulation of microtubule polymerization; microtubule nucleation; cytoplasmic microtubule organization. The record is from RefSeq and is a predicted model, not a curated record. The transcript is spliced from 10 exons. Gene Ontology annotation, cellular component: microtubule plus-end.
GACAGGCGCACCAGACUUCAACCGGAAUAGGAGUCAGUGUGAGGGGGAUGAGCGCAGCAGCAGCUCGGCCCUACCUGUCCUCCGUCUCUCACUAAGGUUGGAGGCGAGGUAGCGCCUUUAACUGCGGGUUUUGUGCUGUUCUGGUCCAAUGGAGGCAGCGGUGCUGAACCACGCCAUGAUGGCAGAGGUGGACUGCAACAGCAACACCCUGAACGCCGAGUUGGAGGUGAAGAAGCUGCAGGAGCUGGUCCGGAAACUGGAGCGGCAGAACGAGCAGCUGCGGACCCGGGCGAGUAGCUGCUCGGGCGGCCCGCACGGGCUGUCUCCAACCUCGGCAUGCAUGCUCGGCAGCGCCGAGGGAUACCGUCUCCCCAGCCCGCGGCCAAUGUGUCAGUCGUCCUUGGGGUCAUUCUCGCCCCCGGAGGAGCCGUUCGACUAUUUCCACUCGGGCGGGGAUGGAGCGGAGGAGGAGGACGGAUCCGAGCCGUCGGUUCUGGAUGAGCUGGAACUUUUGGAUUUUGAUUCUCUGUGCUGCUCAGACGAGUCUGAUGAAACAUGGUUGUAUGUGUCAUCAAAAGACAGAGAGUCCCGAGACGACUCCCUCACACCCCUGCAGUGGUGCCGGCAGGCUCUGGACUGUCCCAAAUCAGAGGUGGAGGCCGCCAGAAGAUCGCUGUCCCUCCGCCUGGAACAAGUCUCCAGGUGGCGGAGCUCCCUGUCCAGCCCCUCUCCCACCUCCCCCCCUGGCCCUCCUCUGAGGCGAGUGGCCGGAGUGUGCCCCAUCAGUUCUUCCCCUUCAGCCAAACCCUGCUCCACUCCCCAGUCGUCUGAACGACAUGCUCCGUCCCUCUCCUCCCCGCUCCACCCGGUCCUCCAUCGGACCCUGAGCCCUGUAGGGAAGGAUCUCUCCCCCGUAUCUGAGAGAACUCCCACGUUCCUCACUGCCAACCACAGCCACAGCCUCCGGCGCUCCGCCCUCAGUCCCCAGUCAUCCAUGGACGGUGACCUCGGUGCUUCAUGGCUGGAGGACGACUCCAUCACUCUGGGAUACAAACUGCAAGACCUCACCGACGUCCAGGUCAUGGCCCGACUGCAGGAGGAGAGUCUAAGACAGGACUACGCCAGCACGUCGUCCAUCCUGGCCAACCGCCGCAGCCAGAGCUUCACCUUCCAGCUCAGUGCCGGCCCCGACCUGGACGAGGAAGACGAGGACGACGAAGACUACGGCCUCCUUCCCCCGCCGCAGCCGCGCCUCACCCGCCUGCCGCACUCCCACACCUUCUCCAGCAUCCGAGACUGGCGAAGAAGCACCAGUUCCCUGUCCACCCCACCUUCCACCCCCUCCACACCGCCGUACCCGUCCGCUGGGUUCGCCUUUCAGCCUCAGCUCCAGCCACUGGGACUGGGACUGGGCAGCCUCUGCGCAGUCGAGCAGCAUGGCUUCAGACCAGGAUCAGCCGAAUAUGAGAAUAAGCUGCGAAGGAGCAUGCCUAACCUUGUCAGAGCUCCCAGCAUGCCUAGUGUGCCCAAUCCAACCAAUCCUAGUGCUUCCCCUUGUUUGCUUCGUAACAGCCAGAGUUUUGAUUCGUCCAGUGGGCUGGCUCGACUGCAGUCCUCCAUCCCCUCCCCAGGCCAGCUGCAGAACAGGGUCCAGAGCGUCGGGAACUUCUCCUCAUUAUCACGGCAACCACUGAAGGCCACCGCCUACGUCAGUCCCACCAUCAAGGGCUCUGCCUCCGUGCCGACCCUCACCAGCCUCCAGUGUCUGAAUAUUGGCGGCGGGGGAAGUAACGGGGGCGUCAGAGGCAUCCCUAUGCUCAGUAAGACUCCUGCUUCCACCACAAACACGCCCCGCAGCAGCCUGCCCCGCCCCGCCUCCUUUGUUAGCACCCAAAGCUCCACCCCCCGGAGCAAGGUGGGCCAACCAUCACGAAGUUUACUGACUCCUCCAAAGAGCUUGUCCACCCUCAGUGCCCUGCGUGACAGCAACUGGAGAGACGGCUGCUACUGAUGAGUGGAUGAAUGGUGCAGUAGUGCAGUGGAAACCCCGCUGGCUGGGGUGACUCACUGCACCUCAACGUGACCCUUUUCCUCGGGGACAUUUGAAUGGGUUUGACCAAAAAGUAACUGAAACCUUAAAUCCUGCAUAGAAUAGUUUAACGUUAUCCAAAAGGGCCACAACUGACCUGUCAUCUAUUCAAUUCUAUGCAGAAUCUCUUCGGAGAAGACGGGUUGUGCGAGUGUUUGCAUGUCGGGUCUGAUUUUACCGACAGCUCGACACUCUGAGUUUGGUCCGUGCCAAGAGGGAGUUGUUCCCUGCUGCCCUCGUGCAAUAAACCACUGGCUGUGGGGUACUAGUUAUACUAACCUGCUAAAGAGGGCUGCCAGUUACUAUACAACUAUACAAUACUGUAUGUAUUUAUACAUUUAUUUUAAAUGACAUUUUUUAACUAAUCAGGUGUUUUUCCCUCUGGCAACAAGCGCCACUGAUGCUGCUAAAAAUGAAUCGGUUCCUGUUAGUUUGGCCACAUUUGGUCUAAAGUACGUAUUUGUGUACAAAGCUAACUAUUAAGUGUGCUAAUUCUAUAUUAUUGUAUAAUUCUAUAUGAUUGAAUUUUAAAUGUGACCAAAUUUAAAUAUGUCUGACUGCGUUUACAAAAUUGUCUCACCAUAAAAGCUGUGCAUAUUAACACUUUAAAGUAGUUUAACGCCCUGAAAGGGAUCUGUUCCUGUUGCACUUUGUACAAAUCUCUGAACUCACUCAAGUUGUUAUGUCCCGUUUACUAAUGUUGGCACUUUCUUUUACAUUUGAUCUUCUGGAUUUAAGGGGAGAAAACAUUUAAGGAUUAUUGUUUUUUUGGGAAGAUUUCACAGUUAUACACGGCAUAGUGUAGCACCCUUGUUUGUUUAAAUGACGUCACCGUGGCACUUUUCACUUAAUCCUGACACUUUUGUUACUGUGAUGGACUAAAUGACUGAAACAUUUUAUUAAAAACACACUGAAUUAAA